AUGUCAGAGACCUCUACACCCCAAGAAUCAUCAUCAUCAGCCCAACUCAAUCGAUCCUGCGAAUCUUGCAGAAGUCUAAAAGUCCGCUGUCUCCCCAACCCAUCAACACCUAAUCAGUGCCAGCGAUGUGCAAAGGGUAAACGACCCUGUAUCUUCGUGGCCCCGCAGAGACGGCGGCCACGAAAGAGAACAGACUCGCGAGUCGCCCAACUGGAGAAAGAGAUGCGGGUGAUGCGUUCACUGCUGAAGAACCGCAUUCCAGAAGAAGAGGAAGAUUCCGAAGAAAGCGAAGACGACCACGACGAAGAUCGGAAAAGCACUGGACGGGACCACUCCGCCCAGUCCGAUGAUGUCCGCUAUACGGAUUACUCGCCCGAGCUGCUGAACACACACCCGAGCCUCUCAACGCCCUCGUUUGCAUUCCCCGCAGGCAUCGAGGAACAAGAACGAGUCCCGUUCGAAGACGUCAUCGACCAUGGGAUCAUCUCCAUCGAAGACGCAGAGCAACUGGUGGCAUACUACAUCCACGAACUAGCAUCUUUCUUCCCGCUGGUUGUUCUCCCGGCCAGCACGACCGCAGCAAGCCUGCGGCAGACGAAGCCCGUCCUCUUCCUGUCUGUCAUAGCCGCGACGGCGAUAUCCAUCGACGCAGGCCUGGCAGCCGUGCUGAACCGCGAGAUGGUGCGGCUGUAUUCGGAGCGGUUCUUCAUCGAAGGCGAAAAGUCACUAGAGUUAGUGCAAGCGUUGCUGCUCAUGAUCGUCUUUUAUUUCCCGCCCGCGUCGCCGCUGAAGUUGCAGUUCUACCAGUACACGCAUAUUGCGUCGACGAUGGCGCUGGAAAUCGGGCUCGCGAAUAAACGGCGCGUGAACAAGUCCGACCGCAGAGCGAAUGUCCACGACGAGUUCCUCGCGGAACAGGCUAGGGCCCUCCUUGGCUGUUACCAUCUCGGGUCGACGGUGGCGAUGAAAACUCGGCGCCCGAAUCUUCUCCAGUUCAACGACUGGAUGGACGAGUGUCUCAGGCAGCUGGAGCGCUCACCCCAUCGCACGGAUCAGCAUCUGGCGAUUUGGUUCGAGCUCCAGCGGAUAACGGAUGAAGCGAUGUCUUCGUUCGGUCUGGAUGAUACGAGCACCACAUCGCCUCUGACCGAGUCUCGGGUGCAGGCUGUUCUGCGAUGGUUCGACAAGCGGAUGGAGACAUGGAAGAAAAACACGCCGACCGAAAUGCUAAAUGUCCCCUUGAUCCUCGAAUACCGCUCCGCCGCACUGGCCAUGUACGAACUAGGCGUAGGAGAAGGCUACCGCGAGCCAGACGCCGUGAAAAAGCGGUUCUUCACGCUUCCCACGCUCGACAACGGCCCGGAACACCGCGCUCCCCUCAGCGCAAUCCGCAUAGACAUCAAUGUGAAAUGGAUGAACGCAGCACAGGAACUGCUAGACGCGGUGCUGGCCUGCAGCACGGAUACCAUGCGCAAGCUGCCGAAUUUGAUGUACACGCGCUUCGGGAUGGCCGUAACGUCUUUGUUGAAGAUCCAUUUCUCUGUGCGGACCGGUGCGCUUGGCGAGGUCGUCACGGCACAGACUGUCAAUGUGGGCUUUUAUCUUGACGCGGUGGCUAACAAGCUCGGCGAGGCCGGCGCAGGGGGCAAGUAUAAGAUUCCGUCGCGGUGGUACCAAGUGAUAGGCGUGCGGGGGCGAGAUUGGUAUGAGCGAUUAGAACGGCGGAGCGAAGGUGUCGGGAGUCCGGUGGAUGCAAUGGCUGCUCCAAGAAAUAGUCAAGGCACGAGCCAGAGCCAGAGCCAGCCGGCGAACCUGAACCAAAGUCAAAGCCAGAAUCUAAACCAGAACCAGGAUACGCUGGAUGCCACGCAGGCUAUGGACGCGUUCCCUGUGCCUGUCCCGAUGGGGAUAGAUGUGCGGGACGGGUAUGUGGCGAUGAGCGGGGCGGGAAUGUGGAUGGAUGGUCAUGGGCAUGGUCAGGGCCAGGGCCAGGGCCAUGCCAACCCGCCGUUCUUCAUGGGGUAUCAGCACCCUCAUCCUCCAUCUCAUGCGGCGACAUUGCCGCCACAGUUUGCGUACGAGCCGCAGAGAAUGCCUGUGCCGGGGACUGGGACUGGCAUGGAAUUGGACGGAUGGCUUCCUGACGGGAGUAUCUUUGGGAUGCCUCCUUUGCCUGAGUUUUAG
This is a messenger RNA of Penicillium soppii, 2184 nucleotides long. RefSeq lists its product as uncharacterized. Gene Ontology annotation, biological process: DNA-templated transcription; regulation of DNA-templated transcription. Lineage: Eukaryota; Fungi; Ascomycota; Eurotiomycetes; Eurotiales; Aspergillaceae. The coding region runs from base 1 to 2184 and encodes 727 amino acids. The transcript has 2 exons. The record is from RefSeq and is a predicted model, not a curated record. Gene Ontology annotation, molecular function: DNA-binding transcription factor activity, RNA polymerase II-specific; zinc ion binding; transcription cis-regulatory region binding. Gene Ontology annotation, cellular component: nucleus.